AUGAGCAAGCGAGCAGCAGAGAAACUGAGAAACAAACCAAAGAAAUACAAGGAAUCAACAGAAGAAUUACCGGGACAAUCAACAAGUGACGAGCAACAACGAAAUCUAUUGACAACGCAACCCGAGACUCCAGUUGCACUAUCAAAUCCAAUUUCGGACGAAGACGCUUUUAGAAUGACUGUACGUGAAUCUUCUGUCGUUCUUGGUCAAAUAACUCAAGAUAACAUUGUGAUUUUCAAGACUCUAAUUGAUACAAUUUUCCCGGAAUAUUAUACCACAGAGAACUAUGAGGAUCAUGAUUCAAUGGGAGAGUUUGUGAGAAUUGCUUACUGUGAUGGAAAACCAGCUGGUGUUAUCGUUUGUGAUACCGACAAGAGUGACAUGCUGUAUAUUUCAAUGAUUGGAACAUUGAUGCAAUACCGGAAAUGCGGCAUCGGUUCGAUUCUCUUGGAGCACGCAGUUCAACUUGCUGAAAAGUUGAAAAAGCCUAUGUCGCUGCACGUUCGUGUAGACAAUGUGAACGCCAAAUGUUUCUACGAAAAGAACGGUUUCAUCGUGAAAGAUUUUGUGGAAGAAUACUAUAAACAAGCGCCAAAAGGAGCCUUUUUUCUUGUGAAUAGUAACCAUGCAGAAGGAGAAACAUCGAAUAUUGUUCCAGACGGGGAACAACCUGGAACAAGUGCGCGAAGCAACUCUGUCAUUCUUUGUGAAGUCACAAAAGAAACUGUUUCGAACCUCAAAAUGCUUAUGGAAACCGUGUUUCCAAACAUGUAUCCAGACGUUAAGUUUGACAAUGCACACAAACUGGGAAAGUUUAUCCGAAUUGCCUAUAUCAAUGAACACCCAAUUGGUCUUAUUAUCUGCAGAAUGGAAAAGGAAAUGUUGUACAUAGCGUUGAUUGGAGUUCUAGUCGAAUACAGAAGACAAGGAGUCGGCUCAGCACUCAUUCGAUACGCGAUCUCGUUCGGUGAAACCAUUAAGAAACACAUUCAUUUGCAUGUGCAAGUCGGCAAUACCACUGCUCAGCAGUUCUACAAACAACACGGUUUUAUUGAAACUGAGAGAGACGACACCUACUACGACGAUCCACCAAGAGCGGCAUUCGUUUAUACAAAAACGUUUAGUGAAUAA
This is a messenger RNA of Caenorhabditis remanei, 1131 nucleotides long. RefSeq lists its product as uncharacterized. Lineage: Eukaryota; Metazoa; Nematoda; Chromadorea; Rhabditida; Rhabditidae. Gene Ontology annotation, molecular function: acyltransferase activity, transferring groups other than amino-acyl groups. Gene Ontology annotation, biological process: mitotic sister chromatid cohesion. The record is from RefSeq and is a predicted model, not a curated record. The transcript has 7 exons. Gene Ontology annotation, cellular component: NatA complex. Bases 1 to 1131 code for a protein of 376 amino acids.